Messenger RNA from Dothidotthia symphoricarpi CBS 119687, 2011 nucleotides. RefSeq lists its product as uncharacterized. The transcript is spliced from 2 exons. Gene Ontology annotation, molecular function: RNA polymerase II C-terminal domain phosphoserine binding. NCBI's taxonomy places the organism in Eukaryota, Fungi, Ascomycota, Dothideomycetes, Pleosporales, Dothidotthiaceae. Gene Ontology annotation, cellular component: nucleus; Cdc73/Paf1 complex. Gene Ontology annotation, biological process: transcription elongation by RNA polymerase II; positive regulation of transcription elongation by RNA polymerase II. The coding region runs from base 371 to 1768 and encodes 465 amino acids. The record is from RefSeq and is a predicted model, not a curated record.
AGUGCAGAGAAGUAGCGGGCUGGGCGGUCAGGAAAGAUAUGCAGAAGCCAGAGAGGCCAGAGGGGAGGUUGAUGGUGACUUGUCUCGAACUUUUGGACCCGCUGCCAUCUGCAUAGCAGCAGGGGCCCGCGCUACUCCCGAUGGACGCAAGCGCGCCUGGCUGCGACUUUUGGGACUUUGUUCCGUCACGUCUGCCCGUCCACGAGCGAGUCGAUUGCGCGUCGUUUCCUGUCCCGUCCUCUCACCGCUAUCGCGUUCGAUCGUUACCUGCGCGUCGACCAUCCCUGCGCGCCCGACCCGACCAGCACGAGAAAGAGAAGGAGCAAGACCAAGACCAAGACCAAGACCAAGGAGCUGUCCGACCGCGACCAUGUCCGACGCGGGCCUCUCAGACGACGAUGCCGCAGGACUGACGCCCCCGCCCGCAAUUGAGGAGAAUGGGACACCGCGCGACACAGUCGAGGAGAAGGGACUCGACGACGACGAGGACGACCUCUUUGGCGAUGGAGCCGACGCGGAUGAAGAGGCGCCAGCUGAACAGCGCAAGCUCGACGACGAAGAGCUCGACUCGGGCGACGAUGAGGGCCGGGCGGACGCGGCCAGGGCGCCCGAGCCCGUCGACGACGAGGGCGAGGGCGAGCAGCACACGUUCGCCUUCAUGGACGCCGACCUCGCGCGCCACGCCGUGCCCGAGCCCAGCGACGGCGAGCUGUACCUGCUCAAGGUGCCGCGCUUCGCCUCGUUCGAGAAGACGGCCUUCGACCACAAGACGUUCCAGCCGCCGACGACGGACCACCACUCGCGCCACGCCGCCUCGGAGCACUUCUCCGCCUACAACACGGCCCUGUCGACGAUCCGCUGGCGCCGCUCGCCCUCGAACCACGCCCACCUGCAGUCCAACGCCCGCGUCCUGCGCUGGUCCGACGGCUCGCUGACCCUGCAGUUCGCAAACGACCCCACGACCCACUUCGACAUCGACGCCAACACCCUCGCCCCGCCGCAGGUCAACCCCAAGCUGCCCACGCCCACCUCGCUCAAGGCAAAGUCCCACAAGGCCGAGAAGGAGGGCUACACGUACCUCGUGGCCCCCUACGAGGAAGCAAACGUCAUGCGCGUCACCAACAAGUUCACCACAUCGCUAACCGUCGUGCCCGCCGCAAACCUCAAAGACGCCGCCCUGGAGAAACUGCAAAACGACCUCGCCGCCGCCGCAUCGCGCGGCCGCGACGACGCAGACCAGGCCAUCUCCUUUGUCGACGUCAACGAGGACCCGGACCUGCAGCGCCAGCGCGAGGAAGCCACGUUCAAAGAGCGCCAGCGCCAGGCCCGCGCCCGCGAGAAGCACGAAGCACGCCAGGCAGAGCGCUCCACGCGCACCAUCGGCCGCACCGGCGGGCGCACCGCGGGCCUCAGCAUCGGCGACCUCGAGGACGACGCCGUCGGCGCUAUGCGCUUCAAGAAGCCCCGCGCAAAGGGCGCACGCCGCGACUGGAGCGACGACGAGGACUAUGGCCGCAGCGGCAAGACGCGCGAGGACGACUACGACGAGGAAUCGGACUUCAUCGCGCGGAGUGAUGAGGAACCGGAGAUCGUCGACGACGAUGACGAUGAUCUGGAUGAUGGCAUCUUGCCCAGUCCGAAGAGGAGUCGCGGCGGGAAUCAUAAUGCUGCGGCUGCUGCUGCUGAGGAUGAUGAUGACGAUGAUGAGGUGGUGAUUAGUAGGACGAAGCGGAGGAGGGUUGUGGAUGAUGAUGAGGAUGAGGAGUAGAGUGGAGUGGAGUGAAGGGGUCUGGAUAUAUGGCCGUUUGGAUCUUUGUACCAUUAUCAUCGUUAGUUGUGGCUGGACUGACUGAAAAGGUUCGGUGCGGUCGGUUAUGGAUUGUUUAUCUACAUGCAUAGCCUGGCGUUUUUUUGGCUAUCUUUCUCACAAUCAAAUCAGAUAUUUUGGUCUGUGUCGUUAUACAUGGAUUUGUCAUUGUUAAGUCUUGCCAAUGUUGAUGUGUUGAUUAGU